AUGGGAACGAAGUACGAGCUCCCAUUCCAGCUAGCGGACCCUACACUUCUCAAAUUCGACUCUUUCAUCGGCCACGAAUGGGUUGAAUCGAAGAGCGGCAAGCGGUUCGAGGUUCUCGACCCCGGAACCGACAAGGCAUGGGCCAGCUGCCCCGCAAGCACAACCGAAGAUGUCCCGGCAGCUGUUGAAGCAGCCCACACUGCAUUCGAGUCCUUUCGCAAAGUAAAUCCCCGACAGCGGGCGAAGUGGUUGCUUAAAUGGCACGAUCUUACUACCCAGGCAAGAGAUGAUCUUGCCCAGAUUGUCACCCACGAGACGGGCAAGCCGUUGGCAGAGGCCUACGGGGAACUCGAUUACUCACUUGGUUUCCUAUGGUGGUUUGCCGGCGAGGCGGAGCGCGUUCACGGUACGGUAUCGAUGGCCGCUGCGCCGAAUCGCCGCAUUUUCACAGUCAAGCAGCCCAUCGGCGUGGCGGCUGCCCUUGUACCGUGGAAUUUCCCGGUCGCGAUGGUUCUACGUAAGGUUGGAGCCGCGAUGGCGGCCGGGUGUACGAUGGUUGUGAAGCCGAGUCCCGAGACACCCAUCUCGGCUCUUGUCCUGGCCGAGUUGGCGCUGCGGGCAGGCAUCCCAGCUGGCGUGUUUAAUGUUCUCACUACUGACUUGGAGAAUACGCCAUCGCUGAGUGAGGCGUUGUGUAAGCACCCGCUCGUCAAAAAGGUGACAUUCACUGGCUCAACGCGAGUUGGUAAAUUGGUUGCGUCGCACUGCGCUCACGGCCUUAAGAAAGUGACGCUCGAGUUGGGCGGAAACUGUCCUUUCAUCGUUUUUGACGAUGCAAACCUUGACCAGGCGCUGGAGCAGCUUAUGACCCUUAAGUGGCGUCAUGCAGGCCAAGCAUGUAUCACAGCAAACCGAAUCUACGUCCAAGCGGGUGUUUACGAUCGCUUUGCUGCACUCCUGACGGAGCGGACCGCUGCCCUGGUUGUUGGGCAUGGAUCUGCCAAGGACACUACAAUGGGCCCGUUGACCACGCCUCGCAGCAUUGACAAGGCGAUUGCGCAAGUUGAGGAUGCCCGUAACCUUGGCGCGAAGAUUCUGCUUGGCGGGAAGCCUCGUAGCGCACAGCCGGGUUAUUUCUUUGAGCCGACCAUCCUAUCUGGGAUGACAAAAGACAUGCUGAUCUCACAAGAGGAGUCAUUCGCACCCAUUGCGGCGCUCUAUCGUUUCGAAACUGAGGAUGAAGCGGUGAGAAUGGCGAAUGCCACUAGCAUGGGAUUGGCGAGUUAUGCGUUUACGAAGAACAUCGAUCGUAUGUGGCGUUUGUUGGAGAAUCUCGAGGCGGGCAUGAUCGGAAUGAACACGGGCAACCAAUCAGCGGCCGAGUCGCCGUUUGGUGGCAUGAAGGAAUCAGGUUAUGGUAAGGAGAGUGGAAAGGAUGUUGCUGUGCAGGAGUACCUGAUCACGAAAACGGGAACCUUGACGAUUGAGGGGCAGUAUUGA
Messenger RNA from Penicillium pulvis, 1500 nucleotides. RefSeq names its product NAD-dependent succinate-semialdehyde dehydrogenase. The coding region runs from base 1 to 1500 and encodes 499 amino acids. Gene Ontology annotation, molecular function: succinate-semialdehyde dehydrogenase (NAD+) activity. NCBI's taxonomy places the organism in Eukaryota, Fungi, Ascomycota, Eurotiomycetes, Eurotiales, Aspergillaceae. The record is from RefSeq and is a predicted model, not a curated record. The transcript is spliced from 4 exons.